GGCAGCCCCGGCAGCGCCGCCGCCUCCUCCGCCUCCUGAGAGCCCCGCGCGGCGGGCGGCUCGGCUCCGCUCGGCCCCGCCCCGCGCUAUGUGUGCCGGCGCUCCCGUGCCUCCUCGCGGCCGCUUCGCACCCGGCGGGGCGCGCCCGGCCCCGCUCUGAGAGCGCGGCGGGGCAGGGAGCGGAGCGCAGCGCCGGAGCGAAGGGGAAGCGCCAUGCGGGGCGCGGGGCUGGCGCUGGCGCUGCUGCUGGCCGCGGCGUGGCCGGCGCGCGGGCAGAACGAGACGGAGCCCAUCGUGCUGGAGGGCAAGUGCCUGGUGGUGUGCGAUUCCAACCCCACCUCCGACCCCACCGGCACGGCGCUCGGCAUCUCCGUGCGCUCCGGCAGCGCCAAGGUCGCCUUCUCCGCCAUCCGCAGCACCAACCACGAGCCCUCCGAGAUGAGUAACCGCACCAUGAUCAUCUACUUCGACCAGGUACUAGUGAACAUCGGCAGCAACUUCGACUCGGAGCGCAGCACUUUCAUCUCCCCCAGGAAAGGGAUUUACAGUUUCAAUUUUCACGUGGUGAAAGUCUACAACAGGCAAACCAUCCAGGUGAGUUUGAUGCUAAAUGGGUGGCCAGUGAUUUCUGCCUUUGCAGGGGACCAAGAUGUGACCCGAGAAGCUGCUAGCAAUGGAGUCCUGAUUCAGAUGGAGAAAGGAGACAGAGCUUAUCUAAAACUGGAGAGAGGAAACUUGAUGGGAGGCUGGAAGUAUUCGACAUUUUCUGGAUUUCUAGUGUUCCCGCUUUAAAUCACUUCUCAUUCAAGAAAAGAGAGACACGAGUCAGAAUCUCUUAAGAAUUACCAAGUCAUAGCUGGGUUUAAAGAGUCGUGGACAGCAGACUUUUUACAUUCAAAUAUUAAAGAAGCUAAAUCCUGCUUAGGUUUGUGUACAUCCGCUUUGAAGAAUUACUACUUAUUUUCAUUGUGUUGCAGCCAACAGGCAGGAGACACUAUAAUUGAUCAAACCCCCAUUUAUAUUCUUCUCUCUCCUCCCACAAAAUUAGUUCCCAUUUCUGUGUCACUGGUGUAAUCCGCCAUCGUUCCCCCAUGGUUUCUGCCUCACACGAGUAGACCUUAGAUAUUUUCAUUGUCUUUUGCAGCAUAUUUUGUAGUUUUGUUUUUAAAACAUGUUAAUCUUGACUCUUUCUCUGAGUUUAACUUUUAAAAAAAAAAAAGAAGAAAAAAGCGAAGUAUUUUUGAAUACAUGGAUGCCAUGACGGAAGGGAAAAUGCAAUUCUUGCUGUUUACUGGCUGGAAAAAGGAAAAAUUUCUACAUGAAGAACUGUUCACAGCCAAGGCUGACUAGAGUAUUUCAAUAUUUCUAUGUAAUUCUGAGUGAUUGUGAAAUUUAAGGCUGCUAAAUGUUUUGACGCUUGUUUUGCUCUUGUACAAUGUGGCCCAACUAAACGCCAGGAAGUAUAUUGAACUUUUACUAUUACUCUGUAAUAUACGUGUGAAUAUCGAAAAUUUAAUUUUUGCUUUAAUUCAAUAAAGUUUAAAUGGGACUUUUAUUUUUCUUAACCAGAAAUAAGGUUUCUCAACGCAGGUAGGCGGAGGGGGGCAGGCUCGGUGUGGUCCUGGGAGCCUCCACCUGCCCCGAGCAGCCCCAUCGCUAGGAAGUUUCCCGCCGACUCUUAUAUCCACUUAUUUAUAGCAUUUAUCUGUAUUAUAUUCUAUAAACCAGAUCGCAUUUUAUACAGCCGUCUAAAAUACCUGACAAUGUAUACUUUGAUGCUAGUAUUAUUUAUUUGCUAGUAUUAUUUUGUUUACAGUCUUUUAAAGAUGUAAAUGCUAUAAUUUUGCAGUCCUCAAAGAGAUUACUACUUUUAUUAAAAGGUGCGUACGAGGAUUUCGAUUGUACCUAAACUUUAAUGUGAAAUAAAGCGGUGAAACCAC
This is a messenger RNA of Cuculus canorus (common cuckoo), 1940 nucleotides long. RefSeq names its product cerebellin 1 precursor (gene CBLN1). Gene Ontology annotation, molecular function: protein binding. Lineage: Eukaryota; Metazoa; Chordata; Aves; Cuculiformes; Cuculidae. The transcript is spliced from 3 exons. Bases 214 to 792 code for a protein of 192 amino acids. Gene Ontology annotation, cellular component: glutamatergic synapse; synaptic cleft. The record is from RefSeq and is a predicted model, not a curated record.